This is a messenger RNA of Fusarium pseudograminearum CS3096, 519 nucleotides long. RefSeq lists its product as uncharacterized. NCBI's taxonomy places the organism in Eukaryota, Fungi, Ascomycota, Sordariomycetes, Hypocreales, Nectriaceae. The transcript is spliced from 2 exons. The record is from RefSeq and is a predicted model, not a curated record. The coding region runs from base 1 to 519 and encodes 172 amino acids.
AUGGCCAUCGUGACAGCACUCCUCGCUCCAAUCCAUCUCUUCUCCUUCUCCGCCCUUCUCGGCUCCCAACUCUACCAAACCUUUAUCGUCACAAAAGUCACCUUUCAACGUCUCCCACGAGCACCUUUCAUCAAUCUACAGAAAUAUAUUUUCCCUAUUUACUUCCAAAGCCAAGCACUGCUACUCUUUCUCUCCGCUGCGACACUGCCACCGUACGGUCCUUUGUCACUGAUUCAACACAAAAGUGACUGGAUACCAUUUUUAGUAUCGACUAUUGUGUCGGGGUUGAAUCUUGUUGUUUUUGGGCCGAGGACGAGAAAGUUGAUGCUGCAUCGUGUUGAACAAGGAAUUGCGAAUGCAAAGACGGCAAGCCCGGAGGAUUCAAGUCCUGUGAUGCAGAUUCUGAAGAAGAGGUUUGGGACGGCACAUGCUAUGUCCAUCCAUCUAAACUUGAUUAGCCUUGGGGCUCAUCUUUGGUAUACUUGGAGGUUAGCAUCUCGCCUUGACACUUCGUUGUAG